AUGCGACAUGCUUCCGCUAUCCGCGGGAGGUUUGACAUCGAUAUACGUCAGCACCAUGCUGUAUACGGUCCCGUGGUUAGAUUUGGUCGUGAUGAAGUGUCCUUCAUAACAGCAGAGGCAUGGAAAGAUAUAUACGGUCAUGGACAUCAGCAACUCCCUAAAGUUUUGACGUCAGGUAGCAAUACGCUCGACAUAAUCUCGUCAAACAACACCGACCACAGUCGCUAUCGCAAAGCUCUAUCUCAUGCAUUUUCUGCCAAAGGGCUUCAGGCCCAAGAGCCUCUGAUGAACAGUUACGUCGACAAACUGAUAGAGAGACUUAAAGGGGUUGCCGAGUCGAACCUACCAGCUGACAUGGUCAAAUGGUAUAACCUCACAACAUUUGACAUUAUCGGUGACCUAGCCUUUGGAGAGCCCUUUGGUGGAUUAGAUAACUCGGAGUAUCACCAUUGGGUGUCAACCAUUUUCCAGUCAAUCAAGGCAAUUCCCUUUAUACGAUUGAAAGACGCAUAUCCCUUGGCAUUCAAGACUAUUCUCGGCCUUAUGCCUGAAGGAAUAAUGGAGGCACGCAAAAAGCAAUUAGAGCACUCAAGAAUAACGGUCCAGAAGCGGCUCCAGAAUUCCUCUGCUUACGACCGCGGUGACUUUAUGGACUCGAUGUUGCGUAAUCGCGGCGAAAAGGGCAGCUUGAAUGACUUGGAGCUCGAGGCCAAUUCCAAUAUCCUUAUUAUUGCGGGCAGUGAAACUACUGCGACCCUACUAUCAGGAGCGACAUAUUGGAUAUUACGCAAUACUGAAAUUUUAGCCAAGUUAACGGACGAAGUGCGCUCUGUGAUGAAGAGCGAAUCCGAGAUAAGCGCUCAAAAAGUCAGUACCGAGCUUCCAUACAUGCUGGCUUGUUUUGAUGAAGCAUUCCGAUUAUACCCACCUGUGCCGACAGGCCUACAGCGGAGGACCUUAGUUCCAACCUGCAUUUCCGGAUAUGAUAUUCCUGCCGGGACCAAAGUUUCGGUUCACCAGUCCGCAGCCUACUGGUCAUCAACCAAUUUUCACGCUCCAGAUCGUUUCAUCCCCGAGCGGUGGCUACCGGAAGCUAAGAGUGAUCCAAGCUCGCCAUUCUUCUCGGAUAACCGGGGUGUUGUGCAGCCAUUUUCUACUGGUCCACGCAAUUGCAUCGGCAGAAAUCUCGCAUAUGCAGAAAUGCGUGUGAUACUCGCACGUGUGCUUUGGAACUUUGACUUGGAACUGUGCCAAGAAAGUACACGAUGGUCUGACCAGAAGGCGUACACAUUGUGGGAGAAGCCUCCAUUGAUGUGCAAGCUGAGAUUGCGAGAGGGCUUUAGGGACUAG
Molecule: messenger RNA, 1350 nt
Organism: Aspergillus caelatus
Lineage: Eukaryota; Fungi; Ascomycota; Eurotiomycetes; Eurotiales; Aspergillaceae
Product: cytochrome P450
Exons: 2
Coding region: 1-1350 (449 amino acids)
Molecular function (GO): iron ion binding; monooxygenase activity; oxidoreductase activity, acting on paired donors, with incorporation or reduction of molecular oxygen
Source: RefSeq, a predicted model, not a curated record